GAUUGCCAAAAGUUAGGCUUUUAACUAGAUGGGCGAUGGAUGUUGUAGUGUUCUUGAUUAAAAGGAAGUAUGUGCGCAAUGAAAAGGUUCUGUAUUUUGUUUUUGGGGUUAGAAAAAGUGUUAGAUUUUUCGUGUGGUUGUGUUUGGUUCUUGUGGUUUGGAUACUGUUGGUUAAACGUGGAGUUAAAAGACCAAAGGAAACCUCAGAUAUUCUGAAUGACAUUACCAGGGGUCUUGCUUCUUGUCUUCUUGGAGCAUUUUUAUGGCUGUUGAAAACUCUGUUUGUUAAGACAGUAGCUGCUCAUUAUCAGUGUAAAAGAUUCUUUGAUAGGAUUAAAGAAGCAAUCUUUCAACAGCAUGUUGUUGAGGUUCUCUCUGGGUCUCCAUCUAGAGAUAAUAGUGGUACAAGUACAAGCAUUUCCCAAAUGUUUUCUGAGUUAAGGAGGAAAAAGAAAGGUAAAAGACAGGAGCUGAUUAAGUGGCUAAGGAAAAUGAAGCAGGAGAAAACCUCUGCUUGGACCAUGAAAGAGUUUGUUGAUGUCAUAAGUACCUCCAAGUUGUCUAUUGUCGCAGAUGAUGAUGAUGAGCAGAAAGAUAAGAAAAUCACAAGUGAGGAUGAAGCGAGGAAAGCUGCUAACAGGAUUUUCAAGAAAGUGUCCGGAAAUUACACAACUGAUAUUGAGUGUCACAUGUCUGAGAAAUUUAUCAAAAAAGAGGAUCUCCAGCCCUACUUUGAUGAGAAGGAAGUCGAAGAUGUUUUCCUACUAAUUAAAGGAGAAGCAGAAGGUGAAGAGAUCAAGAAAAAGGAUUUAAAGGAAUGGCUGCUGAAUGUUUACAACGAACGCAAAGCAUUGGCAUGUUCCCUGAAAGACUCGAAGACAGCAAUUGAAGAGCUCAAUAGGCUUUCCUCUGGGGUUAUCCUCUUUGUGAUCAUCAUUGCUUGCUUACUUAUAAUGGGAGUUUUAACAACCAGAGUACUUCUCUUCAUUUCAUCUCAGCUUUUGCUUGUGGUAUUCAUGUUUGGCAACACUCUCAAGACUGUAUUUGAAGCAAUCAUAUUUGUAUUUGUGGUCCACCCUUUUGAUGUUAAUGAUCGUUGUGUCAUUGAUGGAGUACAGAUGGUAGUUGACGAGAUGAAUCUUCUAACAACUAUCUUUUUGAAAUAUGACAAGGAGAAAAUAUACUAUCCAAAUGCUGUUUUGGCUACCAAGCCAAUUGGCAACUUCUACAGGAGUCCUGAAAUGGGUGAUUCUAUAGAGUUUGCUGUUGAUAUUUCCACAACAGUAGACCAAAUUAAGGCUCUUAAAGAAAGAAUUGAAAUGUAUUUGAAGGAGAACUCUGAGUUGUGGCAACCUGAACAUAGUGUGGUGGUUAAAGACUUUGAUGAUGUGAACAAAAUGAAAAUGGCUUUCUAUUUCACUCACAAAAUGAACUUUCAAAACUAUAUGAAGAGAAAUGCCCGACGAUCUGAUCUAAUCUUAGAGUUGAAGACAGUUUUGGAAGAUCUGCACAUUAAAUACCAUAUGCUGCCUCUCCAAGCUCAGCUCAUCGGGCUGGGAUUUCCACCUCUCCCUCGCUGAGUUGCUGCCUUGAUAAAUUUGCAUCGGACCAUGUAGAUUGGGAGGCCAGUAUAGCAACAUGCAAACUGAAAUGCUUGCUAAGGUCUUUUCCUGAUGGGGAUAUGUUUGCCUAGAUUGAGAAAGUGCUUAAUUCUAUCUUUGUUUUGUUUAAAAUAAUAUUUGCCCUUAUGUGGACAUGUUGUCUCAUCUAAUGGAUAAAGUGCUGUUUGUUCU
Rubroshorea leprosula is the source of this 1793-nucleotide messenger RNA. The record is from the annotation of a GenBank genome assembly. Lineage: Eukaryota; Viridiplantae; Streptophyta; Magnoliopsida; Malvales; Dipterocarpaceae.